AUGUCAAGGUUCCAGGAGGAGCAGCUGAAGGUCGUGCACUGCUCCGAUGACUCGGCCAAGUGCUACUUUUUCACCGGCCUAGCCGAUGAGACCUUAACUGUGAAGCUCGGAGAAGAAGCUUCAGCCACUUUCGCCGAAGUCCUGCAAAAAGCUAAAAAAGUCAUUGACGGGCAGGAACUUCUCCGAAAAAAAACUGGCCGACUUGAGAAGCAGAUUGACCAGAAAAAGACCAGCCAAGAGAAAAGGAGGGCUGAGUCCAAGUCUAAGGACAAGGGGUCAUCCUCCUCUAGUGGCCGAGCAGAAUAUCUAUGGUCAGAUAACGGCCCCAGCCGGAGCCGACCUUAUGAACGCUAUACUCCGACCACCAUCACAAUCUCUGAAAUACUUACAAAUAUUGAAGAGACUGGGAUGGAGAAGCUCCUCAAGCGACCGAAGAAGCUCCGAGGAGACCUAGAGAAGCGCAACAAAGAUAAGUAUUGCCAUUUUCAUCGUGAUCACGGUCAUAACACAUCAAGUUGCUGGGAACUUAAGCGCCAGAUUGAAGACCUCAUUCAAGAUGGCUAMUUCAAAAAGUUCGUUGGCAAAUCGAGGUCCAAUUUGGUGGAAAAGAAAGAAGAGAGGAAACGUUCGAGGACGCCACCUCGCCAAGAUGACCGACCUGCGGUCAUCAACACCAUUUUCGGAGGCACAAGUGGGGGCCAAUCCGAGAAUAAAAGAAAAGAGCUAGCUCGCGAAUCCAGGCGCCAGAUGGCCGAGUUCGUUGUGAUUGACGGCAAGUCGGCCUACAACGCCAUCUUCGGGAGACCCAUCAUCCAUUCGUUCCGGGCUGUUCCCUCAACACUUCAUCAAGUCCUGAAGUACUCAACUCCUAAUGGAGUGGGCACAGUCCGGGAGAGCAGAAAACUUCAAGGGAGUGCUAUGCCUCCGCGCUCAAAGGGUCAUCAGUAUGCAUUCUAA
Messenger RNA from Momordica charantia (bitter melon), 957 nucleotides. The record is from RefSeq and is a predicted model, not a curated record. NCBI's taxonomy places the organism in Eukaryota, Viridiplantae, Streptophyta, Magnoliopsida, Cucurbitales, Cucurbitaceae.